GAGAGUUCAUUUCAUCCUCACCUUAGCCACUCUCUGGACUCUCCCUUCCACUCGUUUUCAACUUGCUGUCGCCCCCUGUUGUCUCGUUCUUUCUUCCACCCAACUGAGAGCAAAGCUCUCUACCACGCUCAUUUGGAACGGCGAUUACCUGGGGUAUUACUGCGCUUAAGAACCGCCAACCCUACACGCAUCGAGCUCUCUGUCAACUCCCUGUGAUAUCAAGCAACAUCUACACUGGUACUCUAUUAUCGAAGCAACAAUGAGAGGAAUCGCCCAGGUCGCAUUGGCGGCAAGCCUCAUUGUGGGUGUUACUGCUCAACCACAUCAGCACCAGCACCGUCAUCUCCAUGCGAAGAACCACGCGAGAUCGCCCGUCGAGAAGCGUGAAGGCGAUGUGACGGUCACCGCCGUUGUGCCCGGACCAACGGUUGUCGAGUACAAGUUGGGCGACCAGACGAUUGACAGCAAGGAGGCAGAGGAAGGUCUCUCCGACGGCCUCUUCAUUGUCGUGGGCGAGACCACUCCCACCUUUGUCCCCCCGCCGCCACCACCCCCACCUACGACCUCAUCUGCCAGCGUUCCGACCGACGCGGGUGCCCAAUUCUUCGAGAAGAAAAAGUCCUCGAGCGCGCCCGCCCCGGUCGCCACUCCGUCGCCCGCGGCUCCUGCUGUCCCAUCCGGCAUCGAUGCUAAUUUCCCGAGCGGCAAGAUUCCUUGCUCCCACUUCCCAUCCGAUUACGGCGCACUCGCCAUUGACUGGGUCGGCACCCAGGGUUGGACCAGUCUUCAGGUGCCUGAUUCGUAUGUUCCUGGUGUCUCCAUCAAGAACAUCGUUGCUCCCAUUUCCGGAGGCUGCUCCAAGGGAAUGUUCUGCUCGUAUGCAUGCCCUCCGGGCUACCAGAAGACCCAGUGGCCCGAGACCCAGGGUGCCACCGGGCAGUCGGUCGGAGGUCUUUGGUGCAACAGCAACGGCUUCUUGGAGUUGACUCGGCCUUCGCACCCCCGGAUCUGCGAGCAAGGUGUUGGUAACGUCUUCGUCCAGAACAAGAUGUCCGGGUCGGCCGCUGUUUGCCGCACAGACUACCCGGCGAGCGAGAACAUGGUUAUCCCUCUUGACACCAAGCCUGGUGGCCAUUAUGAGUUGACCAAUCCCUCAUCCAACGACUACUAUAUGUGGCAAGGAAAGCCGACGACCGCCCAGUAUUAUGUGAACAGGCUGAACCUCGCCGUCCAGGACGCCUGCACUUGGACCAGCUCGGUUCUCCCAGAUGCUGCAGGAAACUGGGCCCCCACCAACAUCGGGCUCGGCCGGGACGCUUUCGGAGUGACUUGGAUCUCCAUCUUCCCCAACCUCCCAACCAGCCAUGCCACUUUGAAUUUCAACAUCGAGAUCACCGGCGAUGUGAACUCGCAAUGCGCGUUGAAGAAUGGGGUGUACACUGGUGGUGGGAAUGGCUGCACUACCGCCAUCUCCAGUCCAAACGGAACGGCCACAAUCGUUUUCACCAACUAAAGACUGGCAAGAUACAUGGGCGCCACGUCCCCUAUCUCGUGUGCUGGGUUGGAUAGAGCGUUCUACUUCACAGCUUCUUGAUCUUGCUCGUACCGGCUACUG
Molecule: messenger RNA, 1615 nt
Organism: Phialemonium atrogriseum
Lineage: Eukaryota; Fungi; Ascomycota; Sordariomycetes; Cephalothecales; Cephalothecaceae
Exons: 3
Coding region: 260-1513 (417 amino acids)
Biological process (GO): fungal-type cell wall organization
Cellular component (GO): fungal-type cell wall; cell surface
Source: RefSeq, a predicted model, not a curated record